AUGUUUGCAUCAUAUUAUAUGGUAGUGAUUGCUUUGCCGUUGUAUAUCGCGCAAAUAACGGUAUCGAAUGAUGGAAAUCUGCCAAUGCAAGCAGACAUAAGAAAUGACAAGGUAAUAACGACUGUGGCUAAUGACAGUAAGGCGAAUGAAAAAUGGUUCAAAUGUGAGGUAUGCGAUAAGCAAUUCGGACGUGCAGACAAUCUGAGACGCCAUAUGAGGAUACAUACCGGUGAAAAAAUCUACAUGUGUAAGGAAUGCGAUAAACAAUUCGCAUAUGCAAGCAAUCUGAAAUGCCAUAUGACGAUACAUACUGGCGAAAAGAAUUACACGUGUAAGCUAUGCGAUAAGCGAUUCGGACGUUCAAGUAUUCUGAAGUGCCAUAUGAGGAUGCAUACCGGUGAAAAAAAAUACAGAUGUAAGAUAUGCAAUAAGGAAUUUAGACAAGCACACCAUCUGAAAUAUCAUUUGUGGAUACAUACCGGUGAAAAAAAUUACAUGUGUAAGGUAUGCAACAAAACAUUCAAUCAGCAUUCAAGCCUGAAGCGACACAAACUGACACACGACAAUGUGAGAUUCAAAUGUAAGCAAUGUAGUAAGAAUUUCGCUCGAACGGAAAGUUUGAAAAAACACGUUAAAAUGCAUGAAAGUUCGAGUGAAAAGCUGUAUUCUACAUCGGACGAUCUAAAUCGAAGCAAAUCGACGCACAAGGUAGUACGACCAUUCAAAUGUGAAAGGUGCGAUAUAGCAUUUAAAGAGCGUCACCAUCUGAAACGCCAUAUGAAGACACAUAUGGUCGAAAGGACACUGAAAUGCAAUGGAUGCGACAAGGUAUUCAAAUACCGUUCAAAUCUGCUGCGACACAAAUUGACGCACGGCAACGUACGAUUUGAAUGUAAACAGUGUGGUAAGAAUUUCAUUCGAAAGGAUUAUUUGAAAGAACACAUGAAAAUACAUAAAAGUUCAAGUGAAAAGCUCUAUUCUACAGUAAAUUCUUUAAUGACAUCGAUAGCCGAAGAUAUCAUUGACACGGAAAUAUUAAUAAUGAAAAUCCUUGAAUUCAAAUGCUAUUAA
Cercopithifilaria johnstoni is the source of this 1071-nucleotide messenger RNA. Lineage: Eukaryota; Metazoa; Nematoda; Chromadorea; Rhabditida; Onchocercidae. The record is from the annotation of a GenBank genome assembly.